Molecule: messenger RNA, 3723 nt
Organism: Brassica oleracea var. oleracea
Lineage: Eukaryota; Viridiplantae; Streptophyta; Magnoliopsida; Brassicales; Brassicaceae
Product: nucleolar protein 6
Exons: 25
Coding region: 96-3242 (1048 amino acids)
Biological process (GO): tRNA export from nucleus; rRNA processing
Cellular component (GO): UTP-C complex; CURI complex; small-subunit processome
Source: RefSeq, a predicted model, not a curated record
UAAGCCUUUCUUCUUCUUCCUCGCUCCAGACGCAAAACCCUAAUUUUUCCAGAACGAUUUUUCUUAAACUCAUAGCCGUCGAGAAUCCAGUCAACAUGGAGGUAGAUACAGUGACAGACUCUCGUAUCCAGAAAGUCAACAGCUUGCUAAAAGACAUUCGCAUAGAUUACGAUUCUCUCAGCAAGCCCGUAGACAGUUUCGUUUCUUCGAUUAGAGAAGCCAUUGACGCAAUCCCCGAAGGUUUCAAGGUUACUUCAGAGCUAGCUCCCAGCUUCGUUAGAGACAUUGGAGCUGAUAAGGUGGAGUUCACUUUCAAGAAGCCAAAUGGUUUCAAUCUCUGUGGAAGUUACUCCACUCGUUGUAUGGCGAAGCCGGAUGCUUCUGUUGAUCUUCUUCUCCACUUGCCUAAGGAAUGUUUCUAUGAGAAAGAUUACAUGAAUCAUCGAUACCAUGCCAAGAGAUGUCUAUAUCUUUGUGUACUUAAGAAGCAUUUGUUGGCGUCAUCGUCCGUUGAGAAGGUUGAAUGGUCAACCUUACAGAACGAGGCUAGGAAGCCAGUGUUAGUUGUUUUCCCUGUUAAGAAAGUUGAUAACUUUCCUGGAUUCUCCAUAAGAAUAAUCCCUUCAGCGACAUCACUGUUUGAUGUUGCAAAGCUGAGUAUGAGCAGAAACAACGUCCGUUCUGUAACUGCGGAUGGUGUCGCUCAGCCCACGCCGACUUACAACUCAAGCAUAUUGGAGGACAUGUUUCUUGAGGAAAACUCUGAGCUUCUCAAGAAAACUUUCUCUGUGUGGAAGGAGUUGGGAGAUGCUUUGAUAUUGCUGAAGAUAUGGGCUAGACAAAGGAGCUCGAUAUACGUCCAUGAUUGCCUGAAUGGAUUUUUAAUCUCUGUGAUACUAUCCUACCUUGCUACACAUGGCAAAAUUAACAAGUCACUAAAUGCAUUGGACAUAUUCAGGGUGACACUGGAUUUUAUAGCCACUUCUAAAUUAUGGGAAAGGGGUCUGUUUUUCCCACCACAGAGUGAAAGCCCUGUCUCGAAGGAGGAGAAACUGCAAUUCAAAGAGUUGUUCCCUGUUGUUAUAUGUGAUUCAUCUACACUUAUGAAUUUGGCUUUCCGGAUGACCAGUGUUGGAUUCCACGAGCUCCGAGAUGAGGCUUCUUCGACGCUUAAAUGUAUGAAACUCAGAGAUGGAGGAUUCGAAGAGGCUUUUAUGACUAAGAUCGACUAUCCUGUUAAAUAUGACCAUUGCAUAAGGUUACACCUAAAAGGGAAAACAGCAAUGUCUACAUCAGGGUUUUGUUUGGACAAGGAAUAUUGGAGAACCUAUGAGCAGAAAGUGCAUAGCCUUCUGGAACAAGGACUGGGUGACAGAGCUAAAUCAAUCCGCGUUGUUUGGAGAAAUACCAAUCAAGAUUCAUAUGUGGAGAGUGGCUUGUCAGUUCUCAACAGAGAACCACUUUUUAUUGGCAUAUCAAUCAGCUCUAUCGAAAAUGCUUUUAGAACGGUUGAUAUCGGGCCAGAUGCUGAAAACAAGACAGAGGCACUCAAGUUCCGAAAGUUUUGGGGAGAGAAGUCUGAGCUAAGGAGGUUUAAAGAUGGAAGAAUAGCGGAAAGCACAGUCUGGGGGACUCAGCAGUGGACAAGGCAUCUUAUUAUGAAACAAAUUGUUGAAUAUAUCUUAAAGCGGCAUCUUUCACUCUCGUCCGAUGACAUUGUACAAUUAGUUGAUCAACUUGACUUCUCUCUGAUCUACGGGUAUAAAGAUCCAAUAUCUACAUCUGGAAAUUUGCUUGAAGCCUUCGAAGUUUUCUCUAAGUGCUUGCGUGGGAUCAAAGGCAUACCUCUAAAAGUUUCUAGCGUUCAGCCUUUAGAUUCAGCUCUCAGGCUCACAUCUGUGUUCCCUCCUGAACCCCACCCACUGGCUUGUGGAAAAAUUGAUGCGCAAAGACUACAGAGAGUUAUACCAUCUUGCAUACCAACAAUGGAGGUCAUGAUUCAGCUAGAAGGGUCUGGUAACUGGCCCAUGGAUGAUUUGGCAAUUGAGAAAACGAAAACUGCUUUCCUUAUUCAAAUUGCAGAGAACCUUCAGACCAUUAAGGGAAUAAGGUCCACAGCUACUGAGAAUAACGUCGAUGUGUUCAUGCGUGGUUACGCAUUUCGCCUGAGAAUCUUGCAUGAAAGAGGCCUCAGUUUGGUGAAGAGAGAAAUUGGACCUGACCCGGUGAAGCAUGUUUCCUCUGCCGAUAAAAUGCUUUUCAUUCGCAGUCAACAUGCAAGCAUGAUCAAUGGUUUGCAUGGCCGAUUCCCUAUAUAUGCAUCAGUUGCAAGGCUGGCGAAAAGAUGGGUUUCUGCGCAUCUCUUUUCUGGUUGCCUGGCAGAAGAGGCCAUUGAACUUUUGGUUGCACAUGUCUUCCUCACACCUCUCCCACUUGGUGUUCCUUCCUCUCGCAUCAAUGGAUUUUUAAGGUUCUUGCGGUUAUUAGCAGACUAUGACUGGAUGUUCUAUCCGUUGAUUGUUGACAUAAACAAUGACUUCGGCAGAAAUGACGAGAAGGAGAUCAAUGAUAACUUCAUGUCAAGUAGAAAGGGCUAUGAAGAGGACAAACAAAACAUAAGUUCAGCUAUGUUCUUGGCAGCUCCUUACGAUAAGGCAUCAGAGGCAUGGACAUCACUUUCACCAAACUUGUCGGAACUAAAAAGAUUGGUGGCUUAUGCUCGAAGCAGUGCAAACGUAUUAAGUAAGCUGGUACUGCAAGAACACAAUGAUUCUGUUCAAUGGGAGUGUCUUUUCAGAACACCUUUGAACAACUAUGACGCAGUUGUUCUUCUCCAUAGAGAAAAAAUACCUUACCCACAUCAUCUUUUGUUUCCGUCGGAACUUAACCAAGGGAAACAUGUAGCACGUGGAAAGGCGAGUAAAGCGUUCAACCCGUUUUUAUUGCCUGGAGAUUUGAAGAGAAGCCCUGAGGAGCUUAAAAAGAAGUUAAUGGUGGACUUCGAGCCGACCAAGUGCUUCAUGAGUGGGUUGCAGGAAGAGUUUGGAACGCUGAAGGCGUGGUAUGAUCAUAUAGGAGGCGACGCUAUUGGUUUAACUUGGACUAAACACAAUUCAAAGAAACGAGAACGAGAUGAGGAGGAAGUGGAAAUUAAUCCAAUAGAGAUGUUGAAGGCGGUAGGCGAGAUGGGUAAAGGGUUGGUGAGAGAUAUCUACUUGCUCAAGUCUCCUCGCUUUCUCUAAAAGCUUUCUUUUCAAAGAGUUUCGAAUCUCUUAGUUCUGAUUGAUUUGAACUCAAAAUGUUUAUCAAUUUUGAUGAGUACACAUGAUAUGUUUUCUACAAUACCAAUCAAACACAAUUUGUUUUUUUUUAAAUUAAUCUCAUCUUGAAGAGGAUUUUACAACAAGAACAACUGGUUUUGCUCAAGACUAUCAAUCAUCAUUUUCUGCAAACCGACAGAGUUGUCAAAAGAAAGAUGGUUUAGUGCCCUAAACCUGUGUUAUGUUACGGUAAUGAUCAUGUCAUCGUCUUCUUCCAUGUGGUGUCCUAGAAACAACAGCUUUCAUGCCUUGAGAAUCUUUGAAGCAGACAAAGUGGACUAACGUUUCCCCGUUGGGAUAAACAGCAAACACGCUUGUCCCAAUCUUCUUAUUGCACAAUGAACACAUGCUCUCGCUUGUUAGUUGUUACUUGCGCCACUCCCUUCCUAUGUUUGUACACUUC